Messenger RNA from Nymphaea colorata (pocket water lily), 2892 nucleotides. RefSeq names its product pentatricopeptide repeat-containing protein At2g20540-like. Bases 129 to 1901 code for a protein of 590 amino acids. NCBI's taxonomy places the organism in Eukaryota, Viridiplantae, Streptophyta, Magnoliopsida, Nymphaeales, Nymphaeaceae. Gene Ontology annotation, molecular function: RNA binding; protein binding. The transcript has a single exon. Gene Ontology annotation, biological process: RNA modification. The record is from RefSeq and is a predicted model, not a curated record.
GUCUCUUUGGUUCGAGGGCGUGGUUCGGAAGGAGGCUCGUUCAAGGUUUUCUGCUUAGCGGUAGCCGGUAGGUGAUUACUUGAUUCCUUAGUCGAGGGAUCAGAUGUUCCCGUAGUGCCGCGACCCUAAUGGCGGUAGCUGCAUCCACUUUCACGCCAUGUCCACCACUACCAACCCCAACUUCUUCCUUCAAGGCCUUCAGCCGAUCCGAUCAACCCUCCAAGCUCCGAACUUCAAUGGUGGUAACUGCAUCCACUUUCACGCCAUGUGCACCUCUACCAACCUCAAUUUCUCCCUCCGAGACUUUCAACCCAUCCGAUCAACCAUCCAAGCUCCUGCACGUCCUCUACAACAUUCAAGCCUCCACCACCACCCUCCCGCAACUGAAGCAAAUCCACGCCCACAUCCUGAGAAACCAUCUCCACGGCCAGAAUUUCCUCCUCAAGCGACUCCUCGACUCAUACAUCUCCUUCGGCGAUAUGAGGCACGCCCAUCAAACGUUUGAGCAAAUGGCCGACCCCAACAUCCACGCUUGGAACAGCAUCCUCAAAGCAUACUUGGACGGCGGCCGGUGCUACGUAGCGCUUCAACUCUAUGCUCGCAUGCUUCGGAGCGGUCUCACCCCGUCAAACUUCUGCUUCCCUCUGGCGCUUAAAGCCUCUGCCCGUCUUCCAUCGCUCCCUGUUGGCAAGCAGAUCCAUGCUCACGUCGUGAAAUUCGGCGCCGGGGCCGACGUUUUCGUUGCUAGUGCUUUGGUGGACAUGUACGCGAAAUGCGGAAAGCUGACCGUGGCUCUCCAGGUGUUUGACAAAAUGCCUGAAAGAAAUGUUGUUGCCUGGACUGCGUUGGUUGAUGCCUGUGCGAAGUCUGGUGAUAUGGAUUGUGCACAAAAAGUGUUCGACGAAAUGCCUGACAAGAACGUUUUCUCGUGGACGGCAUUGGUUUCGGGUUAUACCCAGAACGGAAUGUGGGAGGAGGCACUAGAGGUGUUUCGAAGGAUGCAGGUGGAAGGUGCGAGACCGGAUGAAGUUGCCGUCUUGAGUGCACUUGCAGCUUGUUCUCACGUGGGUGCAUUGGAAUUAGGCCAAUGGAUCCAUGAUUAUGCUAAAAAAAAUGGAUUAAAUAUGCAGAAAGUUUCUUUGUGUAAUGCACUCAUAGACAUGUAUGCUAAAUGUGGGGAUAUAAAUAAAGCAAGGAUAAUUUUUGAUGCAAUGGUACACAGGAGCCAAGCGUCGUGGAACUCUAUGAUUGUUGGAUUUGCCAUCCAUGGACAUGUACAGGAAUCUAUUCAAUUUUUUGAAGGCAUGCAAAAAGCUGGGUUCAGGCCUAAUGAGGUGAGUUUUACUGGCCUCUUGCAUGGUUGCUCCCAUGGUGGGUUAGUUGAUGAAGGGACCAACUAUUUUGAUUCAAUGAAGAGAGAUUAUGGGGUUGAGCCUAACAUGAAGCACUAUGGAUGCAUGGUGGAUCUACUAGGUCGAGCAGGGCGUCUUGGUGAUGCCUAUGAUUUUGUUAAAGGCAUGCCUUUUAAGCCAAAUUACAUAGUAUGGAGUGCUUUACUUGCAGCAUGUAGAAAUCAUGGUGACCUAGAACUCGCAGAACAUGUAAUUGGAGAAGUUAAUGAUCUAGAGCCGUGGAGCACUGGAAACUAUGUGAUGCUAUCCAACGUGUAUGCAGCUAACGGGCAGUGGGAUCAUGCUGCAGGGACUCGUGCGAUGCUCAGAGAGAAGGGGAUUGUAAAGCUCCCGGGAUGCAGUUGGAUCGAGCUAAAUAACACAGUUCAUUCAUUCAUUGCAGGGGAUAAGACUCACCCUCAGAGAAAUGAGGUAAACGAAACUUUGGAUCACCUAGGAAAGAUGCUGAAAAUAGUGGGCGAUGCGCCUUGCACUGUGACCAUUACAUGAGAUGGAAGAGGAAACGGAGACUUGCUUGGUAAUCAUAGAUGAGGAGCUGGCCAUUUCCUCAUUCUGAUCAACAUAGAACGUUAACGUCAUUCAGAUUGCGAGGUGUCUGCGUGAACAGCCAUAAUAACCAAAUGGGUGUUCGAAGACAAUGGCCCAGGUAUUGUUGGUGGGAUGGGCAUCGGUUUGGUUCUCCCAAUGAUUCCUAACUUCCUUGUCCGCUGGGUGCUGUUCUUGAAGUUCAACGUAAGUAAUAGUGUUAAGGUACAUGAUGCCAACUCCAACGUGGCCAUCCAGUACCUGACCAACCUUACUGUAUUAUUUGGUAUACUCCUAAAAGCAGGAAAAUCAAAUUCCAUGCAAUUAUACAGAAGGGAAUAUCUAAAAUAUACUUGAUGAAAGAUCUGAUACCUCUUUUUUAAGAAAAAGUAUUGGACUAAUUGAUCUGAUUGUACCGAGAAAAUGAGCAAGGAAAAAAAUAGAAAAAGUUACAAAUGGUCGCUAUGUCUUGAUCCAGUAACAGAAAGGUCACCUUUUUAUGUAUCUUCUCAAAGAGCCGCUUUACUUAAGGAGGUGGAUGGAGGACUAUUGGCCUUCUUUGCCUCUCCGUCUCUCUCGUCAGGAACGGUGCCUCCUUCUCGAGAUGCUCCUUCCCGAUUUGAGAGAUACUGCCGUGCCCCUCUCGUCAGGAAGUAAGUGCGCCUUCUUACGGGCCUGCCUCUGCCAGGAAGGAUGGGCACCUCCCCAUCAGGCCCUUCUGGCCCUCUUGACGAGUGAGACGUCACCACUGUGCUGCGUGCAAAUACAAUAAAACAAUAUGGUAUGCUGAUGGUCUUGGUUUAAUCCUAUGCGCCACACCCACGACAAUUUGGGGUGUAAUAUGCAUCAUAGAACAAUAUAAUCUGAUGACUCAUUUUGCCACAGAAGCAGGUUAUACAAGCAGACAGCAUGCUGAAGUGCAGUCUCUGUGCAGCUGUGGAAACACCAUUACUAA